AUGCCAGUCAAAACGGCAGAUGGAUCAUCGAUGAAGAUUGAUGGAAGAUUCUCCACAGACUUCUUUGUCAGAGACCGGACAACAGGGAAGAACAUCCUAGGUAAUGGAACUUGUUACGUCACCGAAGGCACGAAUCUGCUAGGACUGGAGUGGUGUAUUCAACUUCUAGCGUACAAGGAGUUGAAAGACAAAUACCACUGCCGAUUGGUGACUAAAGAAGAAGCAAACCGAGAGGAAAUCAUCGCAGACUUGAAGAAGCAAUACGCAGAAGUGUUCAAGUGCGGACUUGGCACUCACACUGCGGCAAGAUGCGUCAAGACUAAGGCGAAGUUGUUGUUGAGGGACAACGCAGUACCUGUUUUCAGAAGAAGAAGAAGCGACCAGUGCCCUAUGCCUCCGUGCCGGAUUUGGAUGCUGAAAUUGAUCGGCUGGUGGCCGAACAAGUGA
Messenger RNA from Necator americanus (New World hookworm), 447 nucleotides. RefSeq lists its product as uncharacterized. The transcript has a single exon. Lineage: Eukaryota; Metazoa; Nematoda; Chromadorea; Rhabditida; Ancylostomatidae. Bases 1 to 447 code for a protein of 148 amino acids. The record is from RefSeq and is a predicted model, not a curated record.